Molecule: messenger RNA, 2022 nt
Organism: Anopheles marshallii
Lineage: Eukaryota; Metazoa; Arthropoda; Insecta; Diptera; Culicidae
Gene: Pif1
Product: ATP-dependent DNA helicase PIF1
Exons: 2
Coding region: 1-2022 (673 amino acids)
Biological process (GO): telomere maintenance; DNA repair
Molecular function (GO): ATP hydrolysis activity; DNA helicase activity
Source: RefSeq, a predicted model, not a curated record
AUGGACCCCAACGAUGCCUCCCUAAUAUGUGCCGUUAACGUGGAAUGGAACGAUGCGCAUGGUGCUACGAUGCGGAAAUUCGCCCAUAAACAGACGACGCUAAGGCUCGCCCGGAACGGCAUGAAGGAGAUGUUCCUCGAACUGUCUGCGGAAAAACAGAGUACGAUACGUAUGAAGCUGAAAAGUGUACAGGUGCAUUCAAAGUUUAUGACUGAGGGGAAAGCGAGCAUCAAAUUCAACGAGGAAAAGUGCACGAUAUUCCUGUCGAACGCACCGCCCGGGUUGUUGGUACAGUUUCUGAAGAUUGUUUUUAUCAAGCUUACGAAUGGCAAUGGAAACAAUUCUGGGACGAAGGAAUCUGUAAACAAGAGUGAACUGCUGAAGAAAUCUCGCACACAUAUAUUGGCCGCCGGGAAGUCGCUCAAUCAGUACGACGAAAUUAGCCCCGUAACAACGAGUGAACUGAUCCGGGCACGGAAGUUGGCCCUCGGGAAGGGUUCCAUUACGACGCCAUCACCAUCUCAAAAGCGAAAGCGGCCAUCGGACGAUUCAUCCAGCGAUCGUCCGAAACCGAAAAAGUUGCUCUCUGAGGAGACUGGCAAUGAACCUGCUGUGAUUGAUGUAGUGCAGCUCAACCAGGAGCAGAAACGUAUCCUGGCCGCUUGUCAGUCGGGACAGAACGUAUUCUUUACUGGUUCCGCUGGAACGGGCAAGAGUUUCCUCCUACGAAAGAUCAUUGCCGCCCUUCCACCGGAUGGCACGAUAGCGACCGCUUCGACAGGAGUGGCCGCCUGUUUGAUCGGUGGCACCACGUUACAUUCGUUCGCUGGAAUUGGAACCGGAGAAGCCACGUUGCAAAAUUGCUAUGAAAAAGCAUCCCGCCCGAAUACCACCCAAGCAUGGCGCAAAUGUAAAAGACUGAUUAUUGAUGAAAUUUCCAUGAUAGAUGCAGAUUUCUUUGAAAAAAUUGAAGCAGUAGCACGAUACGUUCGGAAGAACGAUAAACCCUUCGGUGGUAUUCAACUGAUCCUGUGCGGAGAUUUCUUCCAGUUACCUCCGGUCGGUCGUCUACCGGAUCGUACCCGUACCGGACAAUAUUCCCAGGACGCCAACCAAGACGACGAAUCGGGACGGGUACGGUUUUGCUUCGAAUCGAAAAUUUGGCAAGAAUGCGUGCAAGCUUGGUACGAGCUGACGGUCGUACAUCGGCAACGUGACCAGGAGUUUAUUGGCAUCCUUAACAGCAUCCGCAUUGGACGCGUUACGGACGAAAUCAGCGAACGACUGCGUAAAACGGCUAGCCAGCGUAUUGAAACGGAAGGUAUUCUAGCAACGCAGCUCUGCUCGCACACUAGCGAGGUAGACGCAAUUAAUCAAGCCAAGCUGGAAGCACUCCGAUCCGAACCCAUAACGUUCGAUGCGAAGGAUAGCGAUCCGUAUAGCAGCAAGCAGCUCGACAUGAUGCUGCAGGCACCGGCUAAGCUGACGCUCAAGAUUGGGGCUCAGGUGAUGCUGCUGAAGAACUACAACAUUGCCGAAGGGCUGGUGAAUGGGGCACGAGGUGUGAUUGUAAAUUUCGUGCAAGGUUUACCGCUGGUGAAGUUUAAACAACGCGAUCUAGUGGUGCGCCACGAAAAGUGGUCCGUUAAGGUGGGUUCCGGAAUGAUGCUGACGCGCACCCAGCUUCCAUUGAAGUUAGCUUGGGCAUUUUCUAUCCAUAAAUCCCAAGGCCUUACGCUGGAUUGCGUUGAACUGUCACUGUCGAAGGUAUUUGAGGCGGGACAGGCAUACGUUGCUCUUAGUCGUGCCCAAAGUCUCGAUAGUAUUCGUGUGCUUGAUUUCGAUUUGCGGCAAGUCUGGGCCAACAUGAAGGUGCUCGAGUUUUAUCGCGAUCUUCGGAAAAGAAUUAACGCCGUGAACAACAUGGAACCGGUCGCAGUGAAACGUGGCUUAAAGAAAUCUCUAUCAUCUAUGGGACUCACGAAGUCGAUCAUGAACAAACCCUUGAUGAUAAUUAAAUAA